UCAUGUAAGAACUUAUUCGCUGCCACAAAGUUUAUUUACCUUCUUUUCCGUGAUUUAUGUGGCCUCUAAAUAUGGGAAGCGUCAGUAGUUUCAACAAGCCUUGUCUAUUUUGGGGUCAUCUAAAACUGCUUGUUUGUUCGGAAAUUUAACUUAAUUCCGUUGUUUUUUUCUCAAGGAAAAAAAAAAAAGCCUAGUUUCUUAGUUCUUAUUAUAUCAGAUAUUUUGUUUGCUUUCUGUUGGGUUCUCUCCAUGAGAAAAGGAUGGUAGGUUUAACCUAUAAAUCUGCGGUAGGUUUUGGUGGUAACGUAGGCAGAAAGAUGUUCGGAUUCUAGGUUUCUCUUUGCCUGAAUCGGGCAGUGACUCCAGUAGGCUGAGAUAGAAAUUAGAAAGGUCAAUUGAAGUUUCUGUGGAAAAGGAAGGAGGCGGGGAAAGAUUUCCAAUUUCAGAAGUUAUAUUAGGUUGAACUUGGGCUUUAUAUGCAACCAAAGGACAUCAGAAGGUGGAUCCUAUAGAAAGGAGAGGGGGGCAUUGCUUCAAUCUGUUGUUCUGGAUUCUAGGUUUUGGGAGGUUCUCUUCUUGGUACCUUAAUACCUUGUGAAUUAAUUGACAAAUAUGCGGCGUGUUCGAGUUUCAUCCCACCAAUCCGCCGUGCACAAGCUAGGUGAUUCCCAGAUGAAACUAUCUCCCAAGUUUAGAUUGGCUAUUACUCCACCAUCCUCCUCAUUUCAGUCAUCUUCUGCAACAUCAGAAUUGGAAGCACCACUAGAAUUAGGCCCCCUCAUUCCUGGCCUCCCUGAUGAUAUUGCCCUCAACUGCCUCCUCCGGCUGCCUGUCGAGGCCCAUCUAGCCUGCCGGCUGGUCUGCCGGCGAUGGCAUCGCCUGCUGGCCAACAAGGAGCACUUCUUUAGCCAAAGGAAGGCUCUGCGCUUCCGCAGCCCUUGGUUGUUCACUUUAGCUUUCCACAGAUGGACUGGGAAGAUACAGUGGCAGGUCCUGGACCUCACUCACUUCUCUUGGCACACCAUUCCAGCCAUGCCCUGCAAGGACCGGGUCUGCCCUUGUGGAUUCGGGUGCAUCGCCAUUCCUCCGCAGGAUGGUGCCCUCCUUGUCUGUGGAGGUUUGGUCUCUGACAUGGACUGCCCUCUCCACUCGGUAUUGAAGUAUGAAAUCUAUAAGAAUCGAUGGACCGUUAUGAGUAGGAUGCUCGCUGCCCGGUCGUUCUUCGCUGCCGGGGUGAUCGAUGGCAUGGUCUAUGUUGCUGGAGGGUACAGCAAGGACCAAUUUGAGCUCAAUUCAGCUGAGGUUCUUGAUCCCAUUACGGGGAAUUGGCAACCUAUUGCAAGCAUGGGAAGGAACAUGGUCUCCUACGACUCUGCAGUGCUGAAUGGGAGGCUUUAUACGACUGAAGGCUGUGUUUGGCCAUUCUUGUCUUCGCCGAGGGGGCAGGUUUAUGAUCCGAGAGCUGACCGCUGGGAGGAUAUGGCUGUUGGAAUGCGGGAAGGCUGGACAGGUUCAAGUGUGGUUGUUGAUGGGCAUCUGUUUGUAAUCUCGGAGUAUGAACGGAUGAGGGUGAAGGUCUAUGAUGUGGAGUCUGAUUCGUGGGACAUCGUUGACAGCUCUCCCAUGCCCGAGAGAAUUCGCAAGCCUUUCUCGGUGAAUUCCGUUGGUCGUAGGAUCUUUAUUGUUGGCAGAGGCCUUCAUGUUGCAGUAGGGCAUGUAGAGAAGUGUUACAGUGGUUUCGAUGGGAAGGCAAAGAAGCAGAGAUUCUCCAUUCAAUGGCAAGACAUAGAUGUGCCACAAGAAUUUGGCGUCUUGACAUCCUCCAGUGCUCAGGUUUUAUAUGCUUGAUCAUCUGUUUAUCAGUUUGGCUUUGCUUAUGUUGUAUCAGAAAACAGAAAAGGCUUAACGACAAAAUUGUACAGUUUUAGCACCUGUAAUUAGAUGCAAUGAUCCAUAAGAGCAGGUCUAGUAUUUUUGUCUCCUAUGUACGCUUUGAUUGACCUCAUUGGACAUGCCAUGUAUCUUAUUGCAGUGUGCUUAUUAGGUACUUCUAGGUCCCAUUGUUGGUAAGUCAUAACGGCUGAUAUGUUUUGUUAACGAGCUAUGAGCAAGAACACCCAAUUGUGUCGAUGGUAAAACUGUAAGAUAUUCAUAGCCAUCACGAAGAUGAUAAGAUAUUCAUAG
This is a messenger RNA of Phoenix dactylifera (date palm), 2184 nucleotides long. The record is from RefSeq and is a predicted model, not a curated record. Lineage: Eukaryota; Viridiplantae; Streptophyta; Magnoliopsida; Arecales; Arecaceae.